UUGCUAACUUUCUUAGCUAGCGUUUUAUUCUGUAGUUGACAUUUUCCUUUCAGAACACCUAUCUGUAAAACUGCUUCGGUUAGAGAUUUUUAUUUUUCGGUUGGAGGUAUUUUAAACCCAAUUUGAGGUUUUAGGCAUUAUGACGAGCCAGCGGCCUCCCUCCAGCAUGGGCCGACCAAUGAGCCGCAGUGGAUCUGUGGUCCCUGGUGCUGGAAGACCCCCAACAGCUGUCCGACCUCCUCCUACAGCUAUUCGUGUCGCAACUGGGAUGGUUCCAGGUACCAGUGGUCAUCCUGGUAUGAGGGGGGGCAUCCCCAUCGCUGCCCCUGGAGUCCUGUCAGCACAGAUCAAAGUGACUGACAGGCCGGUCACCCAGCAGGGGCUCAGUGGGAUGAAGACUGGAAUGAAAGGACCUCAGAGACAGAUUCUGGAUAAGUCUUACUACUUGGGCCUUCUCAGGAGUAAGAUCAACGAGUUGACCACAGAGACUAGCAAGCUGCACAAAGAGAUUGACAACUACAACCAAGAGAACUCUGUAUAUCUGUCCUAUGAGAAGAGAGCUGAAGGCCUGGCUGCAGAGAUUAAGGAUCUGCAAGGGCAGCUUGCUGACUACAACAUGCUGGUGGACAAGCUCAACACGAACACAGAGAUGGAUGAAAUGAUUAAUGACUACAACACUUUGAAAGCCCAGAAUGACAGCGAGGCAGAAAGCAUUGAUAGCAUCUUCACAGAGAGGAGAGAGAGAGAGGAAGCAAUCAGGGCGAUUGAGGAGGAGAUCAGGAGGGAGAGACGGGUGGCUGACGAAGUCGUCCAGGCAAUGCCUGCCGCAAAGCAGGAGAAGUAUUUCACCAUGACGACAGCCAAUGAAGAACUGCUACAGGAGCUAACUGUUCUCCAGGAGGAGCUGGACAUUCUCAUAACCAGAAAGGAGGAUUAUGAAGCAGAACUGUCCCACUCGCAGAUAAAGCAGGAAGUAGUUCGCCUUCAUGAGACCCUGUCGACACUGGAGGCAAAGCGUGACGCCAUGGAGGCUGAGCACAAGAGCCUGGGCUCCCCCAAGGAGGAGCUGGAGAAGUUAUUUAAGCAGGUGAAGGAGGACAACCAGGAAAUUGCCAGCAUGGAGAGACAGCUCACGGAGAUCAGGGACAGGAGCAGACAGAUCACAGACGACAUCCGACACCUGGAGCAGGACUCAGAGGCAGCUCAGGGGGAAUGUCAACAGAAGUACAAGGAGAUGAAGAGGAAAGAAGAAGAAAUUGACCGGUUCCUGGAGUCAUUUGAGGAGUCCAGGGCUCAGGAGCAGGAGAGGAUGAGCCAGACUCAGGAGAACAUUGUGUCACUGCUGGAGCACUGCAGCAGGAGCAUGUUGCGGCUACGUCAGGUGGAUACAGUGACAGCCAGCGAGCUGAGGAACAUGCAGGAGGUACUGGUUAGCAAAGAGACGGAGGUGGUCCAAUCAGAGAGCACUGCCAGAGGACUGACCACAGAGUCCCAUCGCCUGCAGCAGGACCUGGAGAAGGUGCAGCAGCUGGAGGGGAAGAUCACAGGUGAGCUCAGCACUCUGAAGGAGCGCGUUGGCACCAUGGAGUCUGAGCUGCACACCUACAGAGACCUGGACACCCUGAGGCGCACAGCCGAGGAGAAGAAGAAGAGACUACAGGAGGACCGGGUAUCACUGACUCAGCGUCGAGAUUCAUUUGGACAGCUGUUAGAGGAGAUGAACCAGAAAUAUGAAGCUCUGAAGACCAAACUGGAAGAAAAUGAGACUCAUGCUCAGCUGGCUAACCUGGAGAGGAAAUGGCAGCACUUGGAGCAGAACAAUUUUGUGAUGAAAGACUUCAUCGCCUCAAAAUCUCAGGAGAGCGACUACGCCUCAGUUGCCAAGAACGUCUUCCAACAGGUGGCCGAGUACAACCGGAGCCUCAUUGAUUCACUGCAAAACAACAAGAGUUGAAGACAUUAACCCACACAUACGGCUCGUGGUUUGGGAUUUGACAACACUCAGACUAUCAAAACACUUUAUUUGUACCCAGUCGUCUCAAAAUUGAACCUUUUCUCUUGGAGUUUCACUGUUAAGUUUCCAGUGAAACAUUCAGUUUAUAUAUGAAGUUUUCAGAUAUCCGGUUUGUGAAAGUAGCUUUUUGGGUCAGUUAAACUGUAGCUGCUUGCUGCCGUUGAAAAAGAAUAGUUGUGAUCCAGCAUUGUGAAUAUUUAUAUGCUAUAUUUUGUGUUUCAUCACACAGACGUGGAGUCAUUGCUGCAUUCUGUGUAGGCAACUUUGUAUACAAUUGAACUUCUGAAUUGUAUUUCAAUGAUCAAUCAGAUUCUUUGGACAGACUACAUUGAAAAUUAAGACCCCAGAGUGUGUCACCAGACUUCAACACAACAUCUUUUCGGUAUGUAAAAGAAAAAAAAGCAGAGUAACAACACCUCCAGCAAAAAAAUAAAAAAUAAAAAAAACUGCUGGAAAAAUUGUCAAAAUUUCUAGAUAUUUUUUGCAAAACUGGUCUCCUUCAUGCCGAGAAAUGGAAGUCUGUCAUCAAACAUAUAGGUUAUAGAUCUGAAUCUCAUUCAUAAAAGGUGUAGUGUUGCAUUGAGUUCCUACUGUGGAACAUUUUUAAUCUGAACUGUUAGUUUUAAUUCACCAGAAGAGUAAAUGCCCUACAAAUUAGAAUCAUUUAAUGUUCAAAAUUGCCCACUUAAUUCUGUUGUAAACUGUAUUUUGUAUAAAUAAAGA
This is a messenger RNA of Stegastes partitus (bicolor damselfish), 2737 nucleotides long. It is a transcript of the gene ift74, whose product is annotated as intraflagellar transport 74. Gene Ontology annotation, cellular component: intraciliary transport particle B; cilium. Gene Ontology annotation, biological process: intraciliary transport involved in cilium assembly; cilium assembly. The record is from RefSeq and is a predicted model, not a curated record. The transcript has 20 exons. The coding region runs from base 140 to 1954 and encodes 604 amino acids. Gene Ontology annotation, molecular function: beta-tubulin binding. Lineage: Eukaryota; Metazoa; Chordata; Actinopteri; Pomacentridae.